This is a messenger RNA of Hibiscus syriacus, 1660 nucleotides long. RefSeq names its product probable protein phosphatase 2C 33. Gene Ontology annotation, molecular function: protein serine/threonine phosphatase activity. Gene Ontology annotation, biological process: protein dephosphorylation. The coding region runs from base 197 to 1621 and encodes 474 amino acids. The record is from RefSeq and is a predicted model, not a curated record. The transcript has 8 exons. Lineage: Eukaryota; Viridiplantae; Streptophyta; Magnoliopsida; Malvales; Malvaceae.
UUUGAGAUUUGGUGAAAAAAAGUUUUGAAAUAUAAAUUUGAAAGGAUUAUUUGGUAGAUCAAUCAAAACAUUAGCCAGAAAAGGGUUUGUUUAAGGAUCCAACCCAACAAUCACGACGGAUCCAUCAAAAGACACAAGGGGUUGCUAUUGUUUUGCUGGUCUGGAGUGCAUAUUAAGCAUUAUCAGGGCCCUCAGAAUGGGGUCCUGCUUAUCUGCUGAAAGCAGGAGCCCUCUCCCUGGUUCGCCUUUGUCCCCUCAUUUGGCGAAUAUGAAGAGGAGGAACUCGAGGAAGGGGCUCGGCUCUCGGAGUUCUUCCUUCGAUUACAGGAAGGACGAACCCUUACAUAGGAUUCCUUGGAGGUUGUUCUUGAAUGGAUCCACUGAUGUUUCUUCACUCUAUACUCAACAGGGCAAGAAAGGAACCAACCAGGAUGCCAUGAUUGUUUGGGAGAUUUUUGUUCAAGAACAGAUACAGUUUUGUGGUGUUUUUGAUGGCCAUGGUCCGUACGGUCAUUUGGUUGCAAAGAGAGUCAGAGACCGCCUUCCCUUAAAACUGAGUGCUCACUGGGAUGUUAAUAUAUCCAGUGAGGAUGCUUUCGGUUUGAACGCAGCAGGAAGCACGAACUCUGAAGAUAUGGAUCUUUUGUCAGUUGAUGAGGGAUCUAGGGCUUCUGAAGAUCUUAAAGAAACAGAUAAGCACCCAGAUUUGUUUGAGACUCUUAAAGUGUGUUUUCUCAAGGCUUACAAAGCAAUGGACAGGGAACUUAGAAUGCAUCCGAGUAUUGAUUGCUUCUGCAGUGGGACGACAGCUGUAACUUUGGUCAAGCAGGGUCCAUACCUUGUCAUUGGAAAUGUUGGGGACUCGAGAGCUGGGCUGGGUACAAGGGACAAAGAUGAUUCACUUACUGCAGUUCAGUUAACUGUUGAUCUUAAACCGAAUCUUCCAGCGGAAGCAGAGAGAAUUCGAAGAUGUAAAGGUCGUGUAUUUGCUCUUGCGGAUGAACCUGAGGUGACCCGAGUUUGGCUACCAAACAAUGAUUCACCUGGCCUUGCUAUGGCUCGGGCGUUUGGAGAUUUUUGCUUGAAGGAUUUUGGCCUGAUCUCCAUGCCUGAAGUAUCUUAUCGGCACCUAUCGGAGAAAGACGAAUUUGUUGUCUUGGCAACAGAUGGGAUAUGGGAUGUUCUUUCGAAUAAAGAAGUGGUGGAUAUUAUAUCGUCGGCCCCAGCUCGUUCAUCUGCGGCUCGAGCAUUGGUUGAGGUAGCAGUCCGAGCUUGGAGAUAUAAAUACCCAACUUCAAAAGUCGAUGAUUGUGCUGUUGUUUGCCUCUUCCUUGAUUCGAACUUGAACAAUUUGUCGAUUGCUUCUAAUGCCAAGACCAAAGUUGACGAUGUCGAUGACAACGAGAAAGAAAAUCUCGAUGUAUUAACCCCUCUCAUCCAGUCCGGGACGGUUGAAGAAACACUUGUUGAUGACAAUGAAGAUGGCUCAAAGCACGAGGAGAUGAAUUCGGAUGGAGGAGUGGAUUGGUCGGCCCUGGAAGGAGUGUCUCGUGUCAAUACGCUUGUGAAUCUCCCAAGGUUCAUUCCGGAAAAGGAGGACAAGGAGAGCUUUCUCAAGUAAGUAAGGUCCGUUUAGUGCUUUCUUUUUCCCGUUUUGUAA